This is a messenger RNA of Pseudomassariella vexata, 1341 nucleotides long. RefSeq lists its product as uncharacterized. Gene Ontology annotation, molecular function: FAD binding. Lineage: Eukaryota; Fungi; Ascomycota; Sordariomycetes; Amphisphaeriales; Pseudomassariaceae. The transcript is spliced from 2 exons. The record is from RefSeq and is a predicted model, not a curated record. The coding region runs from base 1 to 1341 and encodes 446 amino acids.
AUGCCUGCCCCUUUCCGCGCCAUCAUCGUCGGCGGCGGUCCCAUCGGCCUCGUUGCCGCCCAUAUGCUGUCCCGAUCCCACAUCGAUUUCAUUCUGCUUGAAAAACAAGAUACGCUCUUCGCUGACCGCGGCGCCAGCAUUGGGGUUUAUCCGCAGACUUUCCGGGUGCUCGACCAGCUGGGACUGCUGGACUCGCUACGGGAGAUAUGGAGUCCGCUGAAAGACAAGUGCUUUGUCACGCAUGGCGGUAAAGUCUAUCGCGAGCAUCCGCGGUUUUCUUGGAUGGAGGAGAACCAUGGCCAUCCGUUCGCCAUGUUCCAUCGCGCCGAACUGCUGCGGGUGCUGUAUGAAUGUUUUCCCGAGGAAGAGAAGAAACAUGUCCUGACCAACAAGCGACUCGUGAAUGUGACGACACAACCUGGGCGUGUCACGGUACAGUGUGAUGACGGCUCGAUUGAGUCAGGAUCGAUGGUCAUAGCAGCGGAUGGAGCUCACAGUGUAGUCCGGUCGUGUAUGCGCCGUCUUGCGGGGGCUUCUUCGCCACAUGCGCCUUUGAACAAGGUGAAGCCAUAUGUAACGAAGUAUAGACUGCUAUACGGUACUGCAAGCCUCAUGCCUGGAAUGCCGGCAGGGUCCAGUUGGGAUGCCCAUGGUGUUGGGAUGUCAACGCAGCUGUUCGUUGGCCGCGAUAAGGCGUGGUUCUUCUGGUACGAACCGCUGGAGUCGACAACCCAGGAGCGAGUCACUUACACCCGAGAGGACGAGAAAAGAUUCGUUAAGAAGUGGGGCCAUGUACACAUAACCGACAAGAUCGUCUUGACAGACCUGUAUUCGGCACGUUAUUCCUCAGGCAUGACGAUUCUGGAGGAAGGGAUCGUUGAGCAUUGGAGCUGGGACCGCAUAGUACUCGUUGGGGACGCUGUAGUCAAGACGACCACCAACCUGGGGUUUGGCUUCAACGGCGGCAUCCAGGGGCUCGUUACGCUUAUGAAAGGUCUGAAUAGGCUUGUAAGAAAGCAACGUGGGGGAGAUUCCAUUGCUGGGGAUUUUGAUUUGGUAUUCCAGGAAUACGCAGCAAAGUCGAUACCUCUCUCGGCCAGGUUUGUGGCCGUAUCUAGUCGUGCACUUAGAGAGAGCACUUGGUCCACUUGGAAACAUUGGCUCAUGGAUAGGUAUGUGAAGGGAGCAAUUGAUGCAGACCGGAAGAUGUACCAUAAGAUCGGAUCUCUAAUCAGCCAAGGACUCGUGCUAGAGUUUUGGGGGGAGAGGAACCUGCCUCCUGGCAGGAUGGCUUGGUUGCAUUUCCCAGAUCAAGCGGCAUGCAUAGGAGAUGUCUCAUAG